AUGCUAACACACAUCCACCCUUCCUCCGUCUCCUCCCUUGUUCAGACCAUCUCUCCCUGCAGCGCUCUGAAGAGCUACGAGCUGCUGCACCGCAUCACGGGGGAGGGUCUGUGCGUGGAGUACUGCUUCAGCCGCCAGCCGUUCCCCCCCGACGGCAACAUGGUGUCGGUGCAGAUGCAGUUCACCAACAACGCCACGUCGGACACCAAGAACCUGCACAUGGAGGACGUGAAGCUGCAGAGCGGGAUGAGGGUCAACGAGUUCACUGAGAUCGAGCUGCUGCCGGCAGGUGAGACGGCCUCAGCUGUGAUGGGCAUCGAUUUCUGUGACUCAACACAAGCUGCAAACUUCCAGCUGUGCACCCACCGCAGGAAGUUCUUCGUGUCGAUCCAGCCUCCGGUCGGGGAGCUGAUGAGACCCGUCUUCCUGACGGAGAACGAGUUUAAAAAGGAGCAAGGUCAGCUGAUGGGGAUGAACGAGAUCUCGGAGAAGCUAACGCUGGACGUGAAGUGCCGGAACGAACACGCCAUCGUGCAGAGGGUGAUCACCGCCGCCAACCUCAGCAGAGUGCCCUGUGGGUCCGAUAAAGAGUGCCGGUUCGGGGGCCGCACGGUGACCAGCGGCAGCCUGGUGUUAGCCACCGUGUCGUCCCGAGAGGAUGGGGCCGCCCAGCUGACGGUCAACUGUGAGAAGAUGGUGAUCGGCACCAUGCUGGUGAAGGACAUCCUGCUGGCGCUGACGCAGUGACCUGUGACCUUUCUGACCCCUCAGCCCC
Notothenia coriiceps (black rockcod) is the source of this 775-nucleotide messenger RNA. Its product is annotated as AP-3 complex subunit beta-2-like. The record is from RefSeq and is a predicted model, not a curated record. The transcript is spliced from 5 exons. Lineage: Eukaryota; Metazoa; Chordata; Actinopteri; Perciformes; Nototheniidae. Bases 1 to 747 code for a protein of 248 amino acids.